AUGAAUCUGGAAAAGGGCCCUGCUGCUGACCCUCUAAAGAUUACCACAAACGAAGUUAACCUGCCUACUUCAUUAAACAAGCAAGUUAAUGCAGAUGAAUCUACUGUCUGUUACCAACAAGAGUUUGAUGGAAAUAGUUUGGAUCUGCCAUCUAUUCCGACCUAUCAUGAAGCCACCAAUCUUCGUCGUGUUCUUGGAAAGCAUCCCACCAGUGCUUACUUAAUCUGCCUUGUAGAAUUGGCUGAAAGAGGCUCCUACUACGGAAUCUCUGGCAUCUUGGCCAAUUUCAUUCAGAGACCUUUGCCACCUGGAAGUACUACUGGUGCUCCGGUGUCUAAGACGAGCUCUGAGAAUGCUGGUGCUUUGGGACUCGGCAUCUCCACCUCCUCAGCUCUAACAUUGUUAUUGACUUUCUUGGUGUACGUAAUGCCUUUGUAUGGUGGAUAUCUUGCUGACACCAAGUUUGGCAAGUUUAAAGCUGUAUCUUAUGGUGCCAUUGCUGGCUUUUUUGCCCAUAUUUUUUUCCUUAUUGCUGCUAUUCCAUCUGUUAUAGCAAGUGGUAAGGCUUUAGGUCCCACAAUUGUCGGAAUCAUUACUUUGGCCCUCAGUACUGGUUUCAUCAGACCAAAUCUUUUGCCUUUACUUAUGGACCAGUAUAAGCACAAGCACGACUAUGUCAAGUUUUUACCUUCCGGGGAGAAGGUGAUUGUGGACCGUCAGAAGACCUUAGAACGAGUUUCUUUAAUUUACUACUGGAUAAUCAACGUUGGAGCAUUUUUUCUAGUCGCUACUUCGUAUUGUGAGAGGCGAGUGGGUUUUUGGUUGGCUUUUUUGGUUCCCACCAUCAUGUACUUGAUUGUACCCUUUGCUUUGUUUUAUCUGAAUUCAAGACUCGUGAAGGAAAUUCCUGAUAACUCAGCUCUCACAAUUACCUGGAGAGUUUUACGUGUCACUUUCAGUAGUAACUGGUUCCGCAGGUAUAGAGAAGGGACAUUGUGGGAGUAUGCCAAACCUUCAAACAUAGCUACUCGAGAAGAGUCAUUAAUUCAACUGAAACAAACAAAUAUCACUUGGAACGAUCAAUGGGUAAUCGACAUCCAGAAAACCAUCGAAUCUUGCAAAAUAUUCAUGUACUUUCCAAUGUUCAAUUUAACAGAUGGAGGUAUUGGUAACUCCCAGAAUGCUCAGGCUGGAGCUAUGAUCACUAAGGGCAUCCCAAAUGACUUAUAUGGUAACUUCAAUGCUUUGACCAUCAUUGUAUUGAUUCCAAUUUUGGAUAGUCUUGUUUAUCCGUUUUUGCGUAAGCAUCAGAUUCCUUUCCAUCCAGUGUGGAGAAUCACUUUUGGAUUCUUUUUGAGUGCCACCUCUCAAGUCAUAGCUGCCAUACUUCAACACUACAUUUACAAGACAUCACCAUGCGGAAAUUUGGCCAGUACUUGUGAAUUACCUUCUAGAGUAAACGGUUGGUGGGAGGUAGUGUUAUACUUCUUGACUGGAGCUGGAGAAUGCUUUGCAAAUACAACUGCUUAUGAAUUGGCUUACAUCAGAUCUCCCCCACAAAUGAAGGGUGUGGUGAUUGCAUUGUUCCUCCUCACAUUUGCCAUUGCUGCAGCCAUUAGUCAGGCAUUAACGAUGGUUUUGAUCGACCCAUACUUGGUAAAGGUGUUUAUUGGCACGGCAGCAUUUGGAUACCUUUUUACGUUUGGUUUCUAUGGACAUUUUCGGAAUUUACAUAGAAGAGAUUGA
Messenger RNA from Sungouiella intermedia, 1746 nucleotides. Lineage: Eukaryota; Fungi; Ascomycota; Pichiomycetes; Serinales; Metschnikowiaceae. The record is from the annotation of a GenBank genome assembly.